Molecule: messenger RNA, 2264 nt
Organism: Anopheles coustani
Lineage: Eukaryota; Metazoa; Arthropoda; Insecta; Diptera; Culicidae
Product: protein FAM114A2
Exons: 2
Coding region: 49-2199 (716 amino acids)
Source: RefSeq, a predicted model, not a curated record
GUAGUUUCCAUUUGUUCCUGUAAUCCGUGGACGUGCAAACGUAGCAAAAUGUGCGAUUCGGAUAGCGAAGAAUUUGCGAGCGCUGACGAGGCUUUUGAGGAGAUCGAACCAGACGAGCUGGAAGAGGUGCUUGGAAGUGUAAAGCCGUCGGAUGUGUCGUCGAAGAAACCGUCAGCCAAGGAAACAUCUGCAAAAUCUGACGUGGAUGUUGUACGCACUUCAACUGCAAAUGCCAAUGCGUCGGAGGACACGAAAACCAGUCCCAUCAAGGAUAGUGCUGAUGAAAAUGCUAGCACGACUGGUGGUUCUGAAGAGAAAACAGGUGCUCCCAUUGAGGAGAUUUCCAAGGUUGCCCAUCAUGAGGAUGCCCGUAUGAAAGAGGUGGACAAUUUAGAUGCGCCAACGAUGACAAAGGCGGAAAACGAUAAAGGAACAGAGUCAGUGUCCGUCAGUAAACCAGCAUAUGCAUUACAACAACCUAAUGUUUCCCCAAAAGAUGAGGCGGAGAAUCGGUUGGAUGAAGGUUUGAAGAACGAUAAAAUCCCCGAAGUGCCACCCGUGCUUCAAGCAAAACCCCCGACACAAGCCUCUGAAGAGUCGGUGAAACCGAAAAAGUUAAUCCUUAAACCCGCCAAACCACAGGUUUUCGAAGAGCCGAAGAAGCCAAUGGUGAAGAAAGCUGAUCCAGAACCUCCGGUACGGAAACAAGCGGAGCCUGAAGCGACGGCCGAAGAAGGUUGGGAUGAUUUUGACGAUGAUUGGGGCGAUUUUAAUGUCGACGGCGGGGAUGGUUCGCAAAAGGUUGUGGCCGCUAAAUCCAAAACAGACGCUGGGGAAGAGCAGCGCUCCUCCAAGGCCAGUUUCAAGGACGUUGAUAUUGAUGACGUUGAACACAAGUUGAAGGAUUUUAUGACACACAAGGACGACCCACCGCUAACGUCCGUGCUCGACCGGUUAUCGACGAACGACGAGAAGCAGUCCGCCGGACAGUCGUGGGGUAGCUGGAAGCCAUCGUGGAGUGGAGCGGCCGUAUCGUUCCUUUCUACCGCAUCCAAAUCGGUCGCCUCCAUUACGACCAACAUUACGCAGGUGAUCGAGUCCGGUAUCGGAGUGCCCAACCCGGAAGAUUUGGCCCGCCGGCAGGCGGAGAUGGAAGCCAAAAUGAAAGCCGAAGGAUACCUCCGGGAGGAAAGUGAGGAAGCAGAAUCGACCUCCACGGCAAAACCAUCCGAUGAUCGGUUCGGGUUCGAUCAGCUCGUUUCGGGCGUGACGCAGAUCAGUAGUAAAGUCAUUACCGGAGGAUUGGAUACGCUCGAGGGAAUCGGCAAGAAAACGAUGACCAUCUUGCAGGAGAACGAUCCGGGGUUGCUGAACAAACGGAAACUGCUCGGGCUGCAGCCCAACGAUGGUGUCAUCCUGAGCCAGGUGCUGCGGGAGGCGAAAGCGAAGACGGAGGAACGCGAGCGCAAUCUGAAACAGAUCCAGAAGCAUCAGUACAAGAAGAAGCUUCACUUCGAGACGCUCUUCGACGACUACCAUGGGCUCGUUCACCUGGAGGCACUCGAGAUGCUCUCGAAGCAGGCCGCCCUAAAGUUGGAAUCGUUGAUGGCACCGUUGACGGGGAAAGCGCUCGAGGAUCUGCAGGAAACGAUGAGCGAGGUGAAGGAACUAUGCGAGCUGCCCGACAUGGACCACGACGAUGCGGAUGGGCGCCAUACGGCGGACGAGCUGGAGGCGAAGCUAAAGGAAGCGAUUGUCGAUCUGGAUCCGAACCUGAAGGUGGAUUUCAGUGAGAUCCUUAAAAGCUGGACCGAGUACACGGCAUGGAUCGACGACGGACGGGCAGAAGACCGGACGGCGCAGGAUAUCUUCGAGAAGGCCAUGCGAGCGCUAGCCCAAACGACGGCCCUGUGCGUGCUGCGGAUGCAUAAGCUGGCGGAAAUUUUACUCAUCAGCGAACACCACAGUACGGCCACCGAGGCGGAUGUGGUGGUACAGCUGACGACGGUUUUCUGCUGGCAUUUGAGUGGCGUCGCGACCCGGUUUUGCAGUGAGUUAACCAAGGUGAAGGAUGAAUGCGCAGAUGAAAGUGAUAACGGGCUUGUUACGAAUAUAUUCCUCGAGGGAUCCAAUAGUACAUCGUACAUUCAGAAUGCGUUCCAACUUUUUAUACCGAUUCUGCAGAUGGGGGCUGCCUAAAGCGCGCCGAGAUUUGUUGUCCGCAGGGACUCUUCCACCAGCAUCACCACACGACGUCGGAGACG